AUGGUAUCUUUCGUAUAUCAUGAACCAAAAGGUUACAGUCUACGCGUUUCCAACACAUCAUUGAAUGUAACUCCCAAUUUCAUCGGCACAACUGUACCUGGAAAAGCAGCAUCCAGUGUUCCUAAAUAUAUUCCUGCACUCAUAGCCUAUCAAUUGACUGCCGGCAACGUGACAAUCUUUGCCUCCAAUACUUCGAACUUUAAUUACAUUCCAUCAUUAUCCUGUUAUCAACAACCAGUUCAAACUUGUGAUCAAGAUGUUGGUAAUUUACCAUUGGACGACAAUGUUUCCCAAUGCUUGGCGUUGCAAAAUCCAACUGGACAAAUAGUUUAUUUCAAUUUGAGUAUUAGUUGGGUUAAAAGUGUGUUUUCCAACAGUUUCACAAGCCCGGACGUUCCAGGAGGACAUGAAUCUUUAAAAAACGUUGCAGUUUCUAAUAAUCAAGUUUAUGGACUUGCACAAACCUUGAUUUGUACUUUUAUUGUUAUGUUUAGCAAAAAUUUUCAUUAG
Cetraspora pellucida is the source of this 510-nucleotide messenger RNA. The record is from the annotation of a GenBank genome assembly. Lineage: Eukaryota; Fungi; Glomeromycota; Glomeromycetes; Diversisporales; Gigasporaceae.